Alternaria atra is the source of this 1398-nucleotide messenger RNA. RefSeq lists its product as uncharacterized. NCBI's taxonomy places the organism in Eukaryota, Fungi, Ascomycota, Dothideomycetes, Pleosporales, Pleosporaceae. Gene Ontology annotation, biological process: amino acid transmembrane transport. The record is from RefSeq and is a predicted model, not a curated record. Gene Ontology annotation, molecular function: amino acid transmembrane transporter activity. The transcript is spliced from 3 exons. Gene Ontology annotation, cellular component: vacuolar membrane. Bases 1 to 1398 code for a protein of 465 amino acids.
AUGUCGGCUGAAAAGCAAGAAGACAUCAUCGCGCCAGCGCCAAGCACCAGCUCGGAAAGCAUCAACGGCAAGGUCGAUAUCGAAAACGAUGGCGAGAUUUUCAAGAGAGGAGAGGGAUAUGAGGAUUUCCGAACGGUGUCUUGGAUCCAUACUUCAGUCAUCUUCCUAAAACUCAUUUUCGCGACUGGUGUACUCACCAUUCCUAGCGCCAUGUAUACGCUCGGCGCGUUUCCUGGUGCGAUCAACGUGCUCGGCUGGCAAGGCCUAAACACAUGGUGCGCAUUGGUACAGGGGCAGUUCCGUAACAACCAUCCAGGUUGCCACUCCAUCGCCGACAUGGGCCAAUUAGUCGGUGGUCGCAUUGUUAAAGAAAUCACCGGCGUACUCUUCCUUGUCGCUUUCAUCAUCGUAGGCGCAUCUGGCAUGGUCGGUGUAUCGACAGCACUAAACGCACUGUCGAACCACUCACUCUGCACAAACUACUUCUCCAUCAUCGCGGCGAUUAUGGUGGGCCUUUGCGCCAGUGUGAGAAAGUUUGAGAAGAUCGCCUGGAUCACCUGGGCGGGGUUCGCAUCUGUUUUCAUCGCCGUCUUCAUCGUUGUCGUCGGAGUAACAACCCUCGACCGACCAGCCGCAGCUCCUCAAUCCGGACCAUACGACUUUGGCUACCACGUCAUCGGCCAUCCAACCUUCGCCGCUGGUAUCACAGCUGCCUCAACAAUCUUCUGCUCUGGCGCAGGUACAUCAGCUUUCUUGCCCGUCAUGUCCGAGAUGCGCAACCCGCGCGAGUACAGCAAAGCCGUAAACUGGUGUAUGGGCAUUGUGACAGCAGCAUACCUCUCUUUCAGUCUCGUCGUGUACAAGUGGUGCGGCAAAUGGGUCGCCUCACCCUCCCUCGGUAGUGCUGGACCCAUGGUCAAGAAGGUGUCCUACGGAGUUGGACUCAUCGGACUCUGUGUCAGCGGAGCACUUUUUGUCCAUGUCAGCGCCAAAUACGUCUUCGUCCGUAUCCUGAGGAACUCGAAACAUCUGCAAGCCAACUCGCCGGUACACUGGGGUACUUGGCUUGGUUGCGUCACCGGAAUGACGGUUGUGAGUUUCUUGAUCGCAUCCGGUGUGCCGAUUUUCAACUACUUGCUCAGUCUGGCGGGGAGCAUUGCGUUUGCUCCUUUGGCACUUGGCUUACCGGGUUGGCUUUGGAUUUACGAUCACCAGGAUUACUGGAAGGGGACAUGGUGGCAGAAGAUCAUGUAUGUGCUGCACGUUAUCCUGAUUGGCAUCUCGAUCUUCUUGACGGUCGGUGGCACGUACGGCGUUAUUGUGCAAAUCAUGGACGCGUACAGGGAUGGGUCGAUUGACUCGGCCUUCUCUUGUGCUGAUAACAGCAACUCUUCUUAG